Cuscuta campestris is the source of this 2300-nucleotide messenger RNA. Lineage: Eukaryota; Viridiplantae; Streptophyta; Magnoliopsida; Solanales; Convolvulaceae. The record is from the annotation of a GenBank genome assembly.
CUUAGCCCAAGGGCACCAGUAUCUACCCCUCCUAGGGCCGAGAAGAACCGGACCGGAAUAGGCCCGGAUCCACCCCUGCUCCGGAGUUUGCAGGCUUUUGUCUUCGGCAUCUGUGGCAAGCUUUGCCAGGCGAUGGCAUCGCCACGUGUCAUUCUUUCUUCGUGCACAUAAUCCCUCUCUUCCGCCAACCUCGCUGCACGCCCCUUCUCCCUCUCUCAACAUCUUCUGAUCCAUAAUAAUCAUCGUAAUAAUCAUCAUUUUCUUUGCAACCGCUUUGUAUGCUCUCACUUUCCGGCCAGACGGCGACGGCGAAACCUAGAAAAUUAUCCGGCGUUCAAUGCGGCGUCAUCUCUGCAAUCAUGCACCUUGCGGUAAUUUUUGAUUUUCUUCAUUUGGAUUGCGAUGAUGGCUGGCUCUCUUCUUAGGUCAAAUUUCGUUUGAGUUUUAUAAAGCAAUGCCUAGAGAAUCUGGAUGGUUAGAGAGGGGGAACCCGCCCGGGAUUUCUCUGAUAAGAAGAAUCAGGGGAAAAGAUUGGAGCUUUAAGACGUAUAGAUAUGUAGUUUUGUUUGUUACAUUUGUAGCCUAUACUUCGUAUCAUGCUUCGCGGAAGCCCAGUAGCAUAGUUAAGAGUGUUUUGGACCCGCAGUCGAAUGCCAAUGUCACCUCGCUAUCUGGUUUGUGGCCGAUGGGUGAUCUUUUUGUUAGGAGGGAAUUUGUUGAUGGAUUGGAAAAAUCAAAGGGAAAAGGGUGGGAACCCUUUAAUGGGAAGGAUGGGACAAAAAAGUUGGGGGAGAUUGAUGUUGCUUUUCUCGCUUGUUAUUCGAUGGGAAUGUAUGUGGCAGGACAUUUAGGAGAUUCCUUGGACCUUCGGUUGUUCCUGACAUCUGGGAUGAUUGGGAGUGGCAUUUUCGUUGGCCUUUCCGGCAUGGGGUACUUUUGGAACAUCCAUGAAUUUUGGUUUUAUUUGGCUAUGCAAAUGAUUGCUGGGUUGUUCCAGGCCACAGGGUGGCCUUCAGUUGUGGCUGUUAUUGGGAAUUGGUUUGACAAGAGGAAGAGGGGUUUAAUCAUGGGCGUGUGGAAUGCUCAUACAUCUGUGGGGAAUAUCAGCGGAUCUCUUCUUGCAGCUAGUGUUUUAUACUAUGGAUGGGGCUGGUCUUUUAUUCUUCCGGGAGCUUUUAUAUUUCUGGCAGGGAUUAUGGUAUACUUCUUCUUGCCCGCUUAUCCAGAAGAUGUUGGAUUUCCUUGCCCAAAUGGUGUUGUGACAGCAAACAGUGACGAAGAAGAUCAGACAGGGAAUGAAAGUACAGUAGGAGAUGAAAGUUUGGCUCGAUAUAGUUCUGUAGAGAGGAGAAGUAUUGGCCUUCUUGGUGCUAGUACUAUACCUGGAGUAAUUCCGUUUGCUCUAUGCCUUUUUUUCUCAAAAUUGGUGGCAUACACCUUUUUGUACUGGUUGCCAUUUUAUCUCAGCCAAACUGCCAUAGGAGGAGAGUAUGUGUCAGUUAAGUCUGCGGGAAAUCUGUCAACUCUUUUUGAUGUUGGGGGCAUCAUUGGAGGAAUUCUAGCUGGCUUAUUGUCUGACUGGUUUGAUGCCCGUGCAACGACAGCAGCCACCUUCAUGUACGCAGCAAUCCCCGCGAUGCUUUUGUAUCGCACAUUUGGAGGUGUAUCUAAGACCCUUAACAUUCUCCUCAUGUUUUUGGCGGGCUUGUUCGUGAAUGGACCCUAUGCGCUUAUUACCACUGCAGUAUCUGCAGAUCUUGGUACACACAGAUCUCUGAGGGGAGAUUCUCGAGCACUUGCCACUGUAACUGCAAUAAUUGAUGGGACUGGCUCUCUUGGGGCAGCCCUUGGCCCUCUUCUGACAGGGUUCCUCUCAACCAAAGGGUGGGAUGCUGUUUUUAUAAUGCUUACAGUAGGGGCUCUGUGUGCUGCACUUCUAUUGUCUAAUUUGGUUGCUGCGGAACUCCGAGGGAAGUUUCCUAAACAACGCCCUGUCAGGAUACAUGGUUCUGCAGGUUCAUCAUCUGAACCACUUUUGCACAAUGAUAGAUAGUCGUUUCAGGAUGGGUCUUAUUUAUGGCAUCAAAGCAAAGCCGGAUGUUUCUCCAAUGACUCCAAGAGUGUGAAACUCAAAUGUGUUUGGAGACUUUUUGGCCCUCUUCAGACUUGUUAAUUUUCUCGUCAAUUUUUGUAAUGUACGGAGUACAUAUAGUCUCUACGUCUCUUGUUUAUUUAUGGCUCUACAUGAAGUGGAUGAUGUACAUGGCUUUGUAAAAUGUCUUAGGCUCAAUGAUUUUUCU